Funneliformis caledonium is the source of this 350-nucleotide messenger RNA. NCBI's taxonomy places the organism in Eukaryota, Fungi, Glomeromycota, Glomeromycetes, Glomerales, Glomeraceae. The record is from the annotation of a GenBank genome assembly.
AAAUAAAUUUAAGUUUAUCAAAUGAAAUUGAUGACUUCUUUGACAAUAUAUCAGAGAAUGAGGAAGACUUGACUAGUUUAUUUACUGAAGUUGCUAUAAAUAAAGCAAGAGAAUUACUUAUUUCAAAUUUAGAUAAUGUAGAUAAUGACUCUGAAAGUACUGAUUGGGAUACUGAUUCUGCAUUUACAAUAGCAAGUGAAAGUACAGAAGCAGAGGAUGAAAUAAUAAUACCACAAACUAGUAGUUUAAAUUUGACUCUGUGUGCAUUAAUAGACAUAAUAAAUGGAUCAAUUCAAAGUUGUAGUGAAGUCAAAAAUUUACAAGGACUUGUACAAUUAGUUAGUACAUAA